AUGGCACCACAAUUAGAGCCGUAUUUCAAGAAGGUGGACGAGUUGGCCGAUUCAUUCAUUGACCGCCUGAGGAAGGCGGUUGCGAUUCCGUCAGUGUCCGCAGACGAUGACAAGAGAAAGGAUGUGGUGCGAAUGGGACAAUUUCUCGCUUCUGAGCUCGAGGCUCUAGGCGCAGAGGUUCAGCAGCGACCGCUGGGGAAACAACCGGGCAAGGAGCAUCUCGACCUCCCGCCUGUGGUUAUUGCGCGCUACGGCAAUGAUAAGAACAAACGCACCAUCCUCGUCUACGGGCACUACGACGUGCAGCCUGCGCUGCUUGAAGAUGGCUGGGCAACCGAACCGUUCGAAUUGACCAUCGACGACAAGGACCGGAUGUACGGGCGUGGCAGCACCGACGACAAAGGACCCGUUUUGGGGUGGCUCAACGCCAUUGAAGCACAUCAAAAGGCCGGCGUCGAGUUCCCCGUCAACCUGCUCUGCUGCUUCGAGGGUAUGGAGGAGUACGGCUCCGAGGGCUUGGACGACUUCAUCAACGCAGAAGCGAAGAAGUUCUUCAAAGACGCCGAUGCCGUCUGCAUCUCGGACAACUACUGGCUAGGGACCGAAAAGCCAUGUCUCACGUACGGUCUGCGCGGAUGCAACUACUAUUCGGUCUCCAUCUCGGGACCAGGCCAGGACCUUCACUCGGGCGUGUUCGGCGGGACUGCCCACGAGCCCAUGACCGACUUGGUCAACGUUCUCAGCAAAUUGGUGGACUCAAAGGGCAAGAUCCUGAUCCCGGGGAUCAACGAAAUGGUCGCGCCUCUGACGGAGGAGGAAAAGGCGCUGUACGGGCCGAUUGCGUACACGACUGAGAACCUAUACGAGUCGUUGGGUAGCAAGGCGGCCAUCUUUGACGACAAGGAGCGCAUCUUGAUGGCACGCUGGCGGUACCCAUCCCUCUCGAUCCACGGAGUUGAGGGCGCAUUUUCGGCCGGCGGCGCCAAAACCGUCAUUCCAGCCAAAGUCAUCGGCAAGUUCUCCAUCCGCACCGUGCCGGACAUGGACUCGGCCAAGGUCAACGAGGCCGUGUACAAGUACGUCAAGGAAGAGUUUGCGAAGCUCGGCUCCAAGAACAAACUCGACAUCUACUGCCAGCACGACGGCAAAUGGUGGGUGGCCAGCCCCAAGCACUGGAACUUCACCGCCGCCAGCAAGGCGGUCAAGGAGGUCUUUGGCGUCGAGCCGGACAUGACUCGCGAGGGUGGCAGCAUUCCCGUCACUAUUACCUUCGAGCAGGCCACGGGCAAGAACGUCUUGUUGCUGCCCAUGGGCAGCAGCACCGACGCCGCUCACAGUAUCAACGAGAAACUCGAUCGCCGGAACUACAUCGAGGGCAUCAAACUCUUGGGCGCCUAUUUGCACUACGUUGCUGAAGAGCCCAUCGUGGAAGCCUGA
Messenger RNA from Capronia epimyces CBS 606.96, 1437 nucleotides. Its product is annotated as cytosolic nonspecific dipeptidase. The record is from RefSeq and is a predicted model, not a curated record. The coding region runs from base 1 to 1437 and encodes 478 amino acids. Gene Ontology annotation, molecular function: metallodipeptidase activity. The transcript is spliced from 4 exons. Gene Ontology annotation, biological process: proteolysis. Lineage: Eukaryota; Fungi; Ascomycota; Eurotiomycetes; Chaetothyriales; Herpotrichiellaceae.